CAGCAAGAAGCCCUGUGUAUCUCCGCUCUCCGGACCCGGGGACAUCCCCACGCCCAGCUUCCCAGGCCCGUCUUCCCAGCCUCUCCAGUCCUCCGGGUCUCCACGCAACAAUGAGGCGUGGGCGGGCCCAGCGGCUUCAUUUGCAUACCGCCCCGGCUCGGCCAAUGGGCUGCGCGGGGGCUGUGGAGCGCAGUGUUGCCGUCUGCGUGCGCGCGUGUGUGCGAGUGUGACAGCGGCUGUGGCCGUGGCCGUGGCCGUGGGAGGCCGGCCCGGCGGAGCCCAGCCGCGCGGGGACCGGCCCCGGCGCCAGCUCCCCCAGCGCGUCGCAGCCGCGUGGCCCGGCCGAGCCCAGAGAACACCCAGCCCUGGCGGGGCGCAGUCGCGAUGUCGGUGGCGGGGCUGAAGAAGCAGUUCCACAAAGCCAGCCAGCUAUUUAGUGAAAAAAUAAGUGGUGUUGAAGGAACGAAACUAGAUGACGAAUUUCUUGACAUGGAGAGGAAAAUAGAUGUGACCAAUAAAGCUGUUGCAGAAAUUCUUUCAAAAGCCACAGAAUAUCUUCAGCCAAAUCCAGCAUACAGAGCUAAACUAGGAAUGCUGAACACUGUGUCGAAGAUCCGAGGACAGGUGAAAACCACUGGAUACCCACAGACGGAAGGCUUGCUGGGCGACUGUAUGCUGAAAUACGGGAAGGAGCUGGGGGAAGGCUCCACCUUUGGCAAUGCACUGAUAGAAGUUGGUGAAUCCAUGAAGCUAAUGGCCGAGGUGAAGGACUCUCUUGAUAUUAAUGUAAAACAAACUUUUAUUGAUCCACUUCAGUUACUACAAGACAAAGAUUUAAAAGAGAUUGGGCACCACCUGAAAAAGCUGGAAGGCCGCCGCCUGGAUUACGAUUAUAAAAAGAAGCGAGUAGGUAAGAUACCAGACGAAGAAGUCAGACAAGCGGUAGAAAAAUUUGAAGAGUCAAAGGAGUUGGCUGAAAGAAGCAUGUUUAAUUUUUUAGAAAAUGAUGUAGAACAAGUUAGCCAGCUGGCCGUGUUUAUAGAGGCAGCGUUAGACUAUCACAAACAGUCCACAGAGAUUCUGCAGGAGCUGCAGAACAAACUACAGAUGCGAAUAGCGGCUGCUUCCAAUGUCCCCAAACGAGAAUACAAGCCACGGCCCAUAAAGAGGAGUCCUAGUGAGCUCAAUGGGGUUUCCAACACGUCUUCAACAAAGACAACAGGUGAGAUGACCAUUCUGUGUGACCCCAUGGCUUCCUGGAAGAGCCCCUGGUGGCUGCUCAUGUGGAUUGUCUUCAUGCUCCCUGCCCUCCUGCAGAUCACAGCAGAGAAGUCUCCUGGAGCCUAUUUCCUUCCUGAGUUUGCACUCUCCCCUCAGGGAAGUUUUCUGGAAGAUACAACAGGGGAGCAGUUUCUCACCUAUCGCUAUGACGACCAGACCUCAAGAAACACUCGUUCAGAUGAAGAGAAAGAUGGCAACUGGGACGCUUGGGGGGACUGGAGUGACUGCUCCCGGACUUGCGGAGGAGGAGCAUCAUAUUCUCUGCGGAGAUGUUUGACUGGGAGGAAUUGUGAAGGGCAGAAUAUUCGAUACAAGACAUGCAGCAAUCAUGACUGCCCUCCGGAUGCAGAGGACUUCCGAGCCCAGCAGUGCUCAGCCUACAAUGACGUCCAGUAUCAGGGGCGUUAUUAUGAAUGGCUUCCACGAUAUAAUGAUCCUGCGGCCCCCUGCGCGCUCAAGUGUCAUGCACGGGGUCAAAACUUGGUAGUGGAGCUGGCCCCCAAGGUACUGGAUGGAACUCGUUGCAACGCUGACUCCCUGGACAUGUGUAUCAAUGGCAUUUGUCAGGCAGUGGGCUGCAACCGGCAGCUGGGAAGUAACGCCAAGGAGGACAACUGUGGUGUCUGUGCUGGCGACGGCUCCACCUGCAGGCUCGUGCGGGGACAAUCGAAGUCACACGUUUCUCCUGAAAAAAGGGAAGAAAAUGUAAUUGCUGUUCCUUUGGGAAGUCGAAGUGUGAGAAUUACAGUGAAAGGACCUGCACAUCUCUUUAUUGAAUCAAAAACACUUCAAGGAAACAAAGGAGAACACAGCUUUAACAGCCCUGGAGUUUUUGUUGUAGAAAACACAACAGUUGAAUUUCAGAGGGGCUCAGAGCGGCAAACCUUCAAGAUUCCAGGACCUCUGAUGGCUGAUUUCAUCUUCAAGACCAGGUACCCUGUGGCCAAGGACAGCGUGGUCCAGUUCUUCUUUUACCAGCCGGUCAGUCAUCAGUGGAGACAAACUGACUUCUUUCCCUGCACUGUGACGUGUGGAGGAGGUUAUCAGCUUAAUUCUGCUGAAUGUGUGGAUAUCCGCUUGAAGAGGGUGGUGCCUGACCAUUAUUGCCAUUACUACCCUGAAAAUGUCAAACCAAAACCCAAACUGAAAGAAUGCAGCAUGGAUCCUUGCCCAUCAAGUGAUGGAUUUAAGGAGAUCAUGCCCUAUGACCACUUUCAACCUCUCCCUCGCUGGGAACAUAAUCCUUGGACCGCGUGUUCUGUGUCCUGUGGAGGCGGGAUUCAGAGGCGGAGCUUCGUGUGUGUGGAGGAGUCCAUGCAUGGAGAGACACUGCAGGUGGAAGAGUGGAAGUGCAUGUACGCACCCAAGCCCAAGGUCAUGCAAACCUGCAAUCUAUUUGAUUGCCCGAAGUGGGUCGCCAUGGAGUGGUCUCAGUGCACAGUGACUUGUGGCCGAGGGUUACGCUACCGGGUUGUUCUGUGUAUCAACCAUCGUGGACAGCAUGUUGGCGGCUGCAAUCCACAACUCAAGUUACACAUCAAAGAAGAAUGUAUCAUUCCCAUCCCGUGUUAUAAACCAAAAGAAAAAAACCCAGUGGAAGCUAAAUUACCUUGGCUGAAACAAGCACAAGAACUAGAAGAGACCAGAAUAGCAACAGAAGAACCAACGUUCAUCCCAGAGCCCUGGUCAGCCUGCAGUACCACGUGUGGGCCAGGCGUCCAGGUCCGAGAGGUGAAGUGCCGUGUGCUCCUGACGUUCACGCAGACGGAGACUGAGCUGCCAGAGGAAGAGUGUGAAGGGCCCACGCUGCCCACUGAGCGGCCUUGCCUCCUCGAAGCGUGCGAGGAGAGCCCCGCCUCCCGCGAGCUGGACGUCUCUCUUCCCGAGAAGGACAGUGAGAUGAUUUAUGACUGGGAGUACGCUGGGUUUACCCCUUGCACAGCGACAUGUUUGGGAGGCCAUCAAGAAGCCAUAGCAGUGUGCUUACACAUCCAGACCCAGCAGACCGUCAAUGACACCUUGUGCGAUAUGGUCCACCGUCCGCCAGCAAUGAGCCAGGCUUGUAACACAGAGCCCUGCCCGCCCAGGUGGCACACAGGCUCUUGGGGGCCCUGCUCAGCUACCUGUGGUGUUGGAAUCCAGACCCGAGAUGUGUACUGCCUGCACCCCGGGGAAUCGCCCUCCCCUCCUGAGGAAUGCAGAGAGGAAAAACCCCAUGCCUUACAAGCAUGCAGUCAGUUUGAUUGUCCUCCCAGCUGGCACAUUGAAGAAUGGCAGCAGUGUUCCAGGACAUGUGGUGGGGGAACUCAGAAUCGAAGAGUCACCUGUCGGCAGCUGUUAACAGAUGGCAGCUUUUUGAAUCUCUCAGAUGAAUUGUGCCAAGGACCCAAGGCAUCUUCUCAUAAGUCCUGUGCCAGAACAGACUGUCCUCCACAUUUGACUGUGGGAGACUGGUCAAAGUGUUCUGUCACUUGUGGUGUUGGAACCCAGCGAAGAAAGCAGGUGUGUCAAAGGCUGACAGCCAAGGGCCGGCGCAUUCCUCUCAGUGACAGGAUGUGCAGGGAUCUUCCAGGGCCCCCUCUCGUCAGAUCUUGCCAGAUGCCUGUGUGCAGCAAGAUGAAACCAGAGGUGAAGACGAAGCUCGGUGAGCAGGGUCCUCAGAUUCUUGGUGUCCAGAGAGUCUACAUCCAGACGCGGGAAGAGAAGCGCAUUAACCUGACCGUCGGUAGCAGAGCCUAUUUGCUGCCCAACACAUCCGUGAUUAUUAAAUGCCCAGUGCGACGAUUCCAGAAAUCUCUGAUCCAGUGGGAGAAGGAUGGCCGUUGUCUGCAGAACUCCAAGCGACUUGGCAUCACCAAGUCAGGCUCCCUGAAAAUCCACAGUCUUGCAGCCCCGGACAUUGGCAUGUACCGGUGCAUCGCAGGCCCUGCACAAGAAACAGUUGUUCUCAAGCUCAUUGGCACUGACAACCGUCUCCUUGCACCCCCAGCCCUCAGAGAGCACCUGAGGGAACACCCUGGGAUGGACCACAACGAAGCCAAUAGUUUGGGAGCCACAUGGCAUAAAAUGAGGCAAAUGUGGAGUAACAAAAAUGAGCUUUAUCUGGAUGACAGGCAAGUUAAUAACCAGCCUUUCUUGAGAGCUCUGCUGGGCCCCUGCAGCAAUUCUGCAGGAAACACCAACUCCUGGGAGUUUAAGAAUAAGCAGUUCGAAGCAGCUGUUAAACAGGGAGCAUACAGCAUGGAUACUGCCCAGUUUGAUGAACUGAUCAGAAACAUGAGUCAACUCAUGGAAACCGGAGAGGUCAGUGACGACCUUGCAUCCCAGGUGAUCUAUCAGCUGGUGGCCGAGUUAGCUAAGGCACAGCUGGCACACACGCAGUGGAGGGGCAUCCAGGAAGAGGUGCCUCCUGCAGCUCAGCUAAGGGGGGAAACAGGAAGCGUGCUGCAAAGCUCAAAGUCGAAAAACUCGGGCAAGCUGACAUUCAAGCCAAAGGGACCCAUUCUCGUGAGGCAAAGCCAACCCACCCCGAUUUCAUUUAAUAAAACAGUAAAUUCAAGGAUUGGAAAUACAGUAUAUAUUACGAAAAGGACGGAGGUCGUCAAUAUACUGUGUGAGCUUGUUACCCCCAGUGAGGCCACAUACACAUGGACCAAGAAUGGAGCAUUGUUACAACCCUCAGAAAAAAUAAUUUUGGAUGGAAUGGGGAAAAUACAGAUACAGAAACCUACAAAGAAAGAGGAAGGUGUAUAUGAAUGCUCUGUGGCUAAUCAUCUUGGUUCAGAUGUGGAAAGUUCUCCUGUGCUGUAUGCAGAGGCGCCUGUCAUCUUGUCUAUUGAAAGAAAUAUUACCAGACCCGAGCACAACCAUCUGUCCAUUGUGGUUGGAGGCAUCGUGGAGGCAGCCCUGCGAGCCAACGUGACAAUCCAAUGUCCUGUAAAAGGUGUCCCUCAGCCUAAUAUAACUUGGUUGAAGAGAGGAGGAUCUCUGAGUGACAAUAUUUCCUUGCUUUUCAAUGGAUCCCUGUUGUUGCAGAACGUUUCCCUUGAAAAUGAAGGAACCUAUGUCUGCACAGCCACCAAUGCUCUUGGAAAGGCAAUGGCAACCUCUAUACUCCACUUACUAGAACAAAGACCAUCAGACAGUAAAAUUGUGUUUCCCAAGGACCGUAAAAUGCAUAUGCUCCAGGCAUCCCUCACUGGAACCAACAGCAAUGACCCAACAGGAGAACCCCUACCUCCAGAGCCUUUCUGGGAGCUUGGCAACUGGACACAGUGUUCUGCCACCUGUGGCCACUUGGGAUCCCGUGUUCAGAGACCCCAGUGUGUGAUGGCCAAUGGGCAGGAAGUGAGUGAGGCCCUUUGUGAUCACCUCCAGAAGCCGCUGGCCGGGUUUCAGCCCUGUAACAUCCAGGACUGCCCCUCGAGGUGGUUCACGAGCACAUGGUCCAAGUGCUCUGUGUCUUGCGGUGAAGGAUCUCGCAGUCGGCAAGUGACAUGCAAGCGCACAAGAGCCGACGGAACUGUGCAGGUGAUGUCUCCAAGAGCAUGCGCCCCCAGAGACAGGCCUCUGGGGAGAAGACCAUGCACCAGUCAUCCGUGUGUUCAGUGGGUCAUUGAAGCAGGGGGCCAGUGUCCUGGACGUUGCCUGGGUCACCCUGUGAGGAAGCAGCAGCAUCACGUCGUUUGUCAGCACCACAACCGCUCUGGCUGUGACGACAGCAGGCCCACCUUCAGGAGGAACUGCUCGUCAGGGGCGUGUGACGUGUGCUGGCGCGCAGGCCCUUGGAGGCCCUGUACGGCAGCCUGUGGCAGGGGCUUCCAGUCUCGGAAAGUCGACUGCGUCCACACAAGGAGCUGCAGACCAGUGGCUGAGAGACACUGUGUGCAGAAAAAGAAACCCACUUCCUGGCGGCACUGUCUUGGGCCUUCCUGUGAUAGAGACUGUGCAGACACAACUCACUACUGUAUGUUUGUAAAGCAUCUUAAUUUGUGUUCACUAGACCUCUACAAACAAAGGUGCUGCCAGUCAUGUCAAGAAGGAUAAACCUUUGGAGGGGGUCCUAAUGCUGCUGUGAAGAUAAAAUAAAAAUGUAAAAGCUCUUUUCCCCAUGUUCAAAAACAUGUAUUUCUUCAAAAACUCUAGAUUCUGCAAUCAGAGGUCGAUGCAAAAUCACCACUGUCGGAUUUUGUAGUGUCAUUUUCCCACGGCCAGUUGUCAUUUCCAGCUCUUUUACCUGAUGCAUUGGAGGACUGACAGAAAUCCCGUCCAGAUGUGCCACUGCACAGGGGACUGCAUCGCGUGCUCCUCAUCAGGAAAUCACCAAGAUCACCGCUGCAUUCUCACAGGGGGCUGCCUCUUCCUGUGAUUUGUAGACUAGUGUAGAGUAGGACAUCCUGAAGACCUGGGCAACACAGUGACUGGUGACUUCCUUUUCUCUCGAGGUUUAGGGUUUCAAUAGGUUUAUAAGGCAUUUACAUUUCAGAAGCUCUGGCCAGUAGUUGUUAAGAUGUUGGCACUAAUGGCAUUUUUAUGGAUCCUUAAGUUUAGUCUGUGAAAAAGAGACAAUCCCUCUGGACAGGCUUGUAACACUGACUGAUCCAGGAUAAUGGGGGUGGCACCUUGUCCUUGCUCUUAGAGAACCCGUGGGAGAAAACACAGAGUAAAUGUCGCUGCCAUUUUCACAACUACGGAAAUUGACCUGUGACCAAAUGAGGCGUCUUGGAAAUCAAAGGAGAGGGAGAGUUAACCUUUUCUACUGAUUUUGACGUCUGUUCGAAGCUUUCUUUUAAGAGCUGUGAAGGAAACUUUUCUAAGCGCUAUUCUCUUGCACACAAACAGAAAAUUAAAGCCUUCUUAGACCUAAUUUAUGCAUAAAAUAGUAUUCCUAAGGAUUUUUAUUUUGGAAAAAUUAUAAGAAAGUAAUCUAAAUAUGAAACAUGGUAGGUGAAAAGAACUGUUUAUAGUAAAUAAUUGUUUUAAUUUGGACUGAUUUUUCAGUAAAUCCACAGUGAAUUAGGGUUAGGCUGGAAGUUACAGUUAGGACUAGGGAUGAGAGAAUUUAGUGAAUAAGUUUAGGAUUAGCAUUAGGUGAGAAUGGAAGUUAAGUUAGGAUUAGGGCUAGAGUUGGCUUUAGAGGUUAGGGUUAGGGUUGGGGCCAGGUUAGGUCAGAGUUGGGCUGGGUUUAGAUUGGGGCCAAUGCUGGUGUUAGUGUCAGAGUGGAGGUUAAGUUUGGAGUAAAUGUUGCUGCUGAAGUCUUGUGGGGCUAGCAUUAAAUUGUAAGUUCUAAAGCCAAUUUGGUUAUGGGGCUGUUUCCCUUACCUUCUACCAGUUCCAGCUUUAGAUGGCACACAACACCAGCAAGUGGCCAUGCUUCUCUAUUGUGCGCCCCAGCUGCUGGUACGCAUGCUGUCUACAGUCUGUCGGCAGCUAAGCUCCCGAGGCAGUGGUGCUGGACCUCGUCGCUGGUCACUAGGAAGUGAGCAGCGCAUUUGGCUUUGGAUUUGUCUGUGGACAAGCUUGCUGAGUCUCUACCAUCUUCUGAGCACCAGGUCUCUUGUUCUGGCUUCAGCCUCACUGACACUGGGAUGAGCACUACUGUAUGUAGAGGGUUUGGUGGUUGGGAUGGAUGUGGGGGCAUGAAGAGCACACACCAGCCCGUGAGUUGUUAAGUCAUCAAUCACAAUUGAUUGUUGAAGGUUUUUAAAUUAAAAGAAAGAUCAUUUGUAAAAUACUCUUUGUAUAUAUUUAUUAUAUGACUUAAAGGUGCAAUAUUUUAUUUUGUACAGUAUGUA
This is a messenger RNA of Diceros bicornis minor, 8075 nucleotides long. Its product is annotated as endophilin-A3. Gene Ontology annotation, biological process: endocytosis; synaptic vesicle uncoating; extracellular matrix organization. Lineage: Eukaryota; Metazoa; Chordata; Mammalia; Perissodactyla; Rhinocerotidae. The coding region runs from base 385 to 6327 and encodes 1980 amino acids. The transcript has 37 exons. Gene Ontology annotation, cellular component: presynapse; extracellular matrix; cytoplasm. The record is from RefSeq and is a predicted model, not a curated record. Gene Ontology annotation, molecular function: protein binding; metalloendopeptidase activity.